Bactrocera dorsalis (oriental fruit fly) is the source of this 6891-nucleotide messenger RNA. RefSeq names its product putative tyramine receptor 2 (gene TyrRII). Gene Ontology annotation, biological process: adenylate cyclase-activating adrenergic receptor signaling pathway. The transcript is spliced from 6 exons. The record is from RefSeq and is a predicted model, not a curated record. Gene Ontology annotation, molecular function: G protein-coupled receptor activity. The coding region runs from base 3667 to 5874 and encodes 735 amino acids. Gene Ontology annotation, cellular component: membrane. NCBI's taxonomy places the organism in Eukaryota, Metazoa, Arthropoda, Insecta, Diptera, Tephritidae.
AUAACCGAUAUAAACCAAAGUCGGAAUUAUCGGAGUACAACUCCUCAAAAAUAGAGAGGACCUCUGUCCGUACCUUACACUUUUUAUUAGUGUGACACUUCUUUGAAAAUUGAUGAACAUGUUGUUCUUGACCACAAUGUUUUUUAACAUUAAAAAUAAAUAAAAUCGCAACUCUCUAUAAUCACUGUAAACUGAAGCUUUCACAUUUAGAAUGAUGAUGAAUUGACAGAUUCACGAAUGUUGUACUCAUACAUAUGUACAUAUGUCACAUUUCCUCAACAGUAUUUAUCUUCCGUUUACUUUACAGCAAUGUUGAACUGAACCCAGUGAGAAUGAAUGUUCUGAGUCUAUUUUACGCGUCUUCUACUCAAAACCAGUACUUACCAGUGACAAAGAAAAGCUAAUUUUUGAGAGAGAUAAUUACAAGUGAAUUAUAACUAAAUUAUUUAGCCUUGAUUUAAAAGCGUCUGCAACUUUGCAUAUUUUAAUUUCAUAUUUUAGUUCCAUAGCAUUCCUUAAAAGUUUACAAAUAAGCUUACGAAAGCAAAUUAAUGAAGAUUCCAUGUCAGUCCACGAUGUCAACAUGACAAGGCUAAUUAAUAUUCCUAUGAAUAUUUCUUCUGCUUGAAGGGUUAAAUUAACUGUUAAGGCAUUAUUAGUAGGCAUAAUGACAGAAACUUGACAUCAAUCUUCCUAGCAACCAGUAGGGUUGAAAUCAAGCUCAUUUCGCUUCGAAUUACACUAAGGCCAACAGUAUCUGUAAUCAACUAUUGCGUAAAGCACUGUCAUAAUAUGAACCAUUUAUGUAUUUACUUGUAUUUACGAUUUAUUUGUCGUAUCUAACAAAAUAUUCUCCUUCCUCUUUUGCUGCCUUCCUUCAAGGCAGACGACUGCGAUAUAAUUUUACGAUCAACAUAUCUCGCUUAAUUACUUCAUACAAAGGUGAAAGCUCUCUAUACAGAUCGUUAAUCCUCAAAACGACUGAAGUGUGAUUAAGGUAUAAACAUUUUUAGAUUUCGUCAGGUAGUCUUAGACAAAUAGUGUGAUGAAAAUAAUGAAUUUCUUUGUGAGAUUCCAUCUCAAUCUAAUUUUCUGUUAACAGUUUACUCACUGGUGAUCCAAGUAGAUCAAGACCAAGUAAGUCAAUAGCCUUUCUUUGACGAAUCACGCGUGAGUCGUGUCAAACUGUCAUUUUACUUUUGUUCAGUAUUGUUUGGUACUUCAUCAUGGAAAGACUUAAGCCUGAACAACGUUUAAAGAUCGUUUAACUUUAUUACAAAAAUUCACGUACUGUAAGUAAUGUGCUUCUUGGUACGCCUCGCUCAACCUAUGGUCUACAUAUUCGACCUACUGAGCGUACUAUUCAAAAAGGGGGGUUUCUCAUUCGAAGCUGUUGGUAUUUUUUCAUUGGUAGCGAGUUUGCCACGGCGAAUAUCGCAUUCGAAGGAACGAUGAGACAUGAGACAUAACACGACAUUGACAUAGUUCAACGAAUUUAAAGACAGCAGUUACGCUGGCUAGGUCACGUCGUCCGAAUUGACGAAAGCACUCCAGCUGUGAAAGUAUUCGACGCAGUACCCGCCGGGAGAGGCAGAGGAAGAGAAAAAUCUGCACUCUGUUGGAAAGACGAGGUGGAGAAGGAUCUGGCUUUGCUUUGAAUCUCCAAUUGAUGCCACGUAGCGAAAAGAAGAAACGACUAGCGCGGUGUUGUUAACUCGGCUAUAACCACAUAAGCGGUUUCUACGCUAGCGUACUUUUCGCAACACCAUCACAAGACCCAGCAUUAAUUAUAUAAUAAUAAAGAGAGCAACUCGGAACGACGUAUGGAAAUGAAACUUGUACAAGAACAGAAGCCGCUCGACCUUCUCAAGCGAUAUCGAUUCGCUCUAUGGGCUCUUGAAAAGUUCCAAGAAGAUCCGACGUUUUCGAACAAAAUUUUGUUCAAGGAUGAGGUCUAUUUCUGACUCAAUGGGUAUAUAAACAAGCAAAAUUACUACAUUCGGCACGAAGAGCAAUUUGUAGAGAUCCAAGACCUGCUAUUUCAUUCAGAAAAAACAACGGUUUGGUGUGGUUUGUGGGCCGUUGAAAUCAUCGGUCCAUAUGUUUUUGAAAAAUGACGCCAGUGAGAACGUUUCCCUCAAUAACGACCUUAUCGCGUCAUGAUAACCGACUGCAUGGUGCCUGAAAUUGAAGCUCGUGAUCUCGGCGACAUUUGAUUUCAACAAGACGGCGCCAGUUUCCACACGACUCAUAAAUCAAUGGAUUUAUUUAGAUAAUUUCAUGUUUAGGGCCGGUUGAUUGGCCACCAAGAUCGCGUGAUGUCACCCCGUUAGACUUUUUUCUAUGGGGAUAUGCAAAAUAUAAAGUCUAUGCGGACAAUUCCACUUGGAUUCAGGCCUUGGAGCACAAGAUCACGCGUGUCAUUCGCCAGGUACCAAUUGCAAUACUUGAAUGAGUCAUCGAAAACUGGAUUCAAUGGAUUCUGAGACACAGCCGUGGCUAACAUUUGAAAGAUAAUCUCCAAAAAAAAAAACAAAAAUGCCGAAGAAUGUUCUUUCAAAUAAUAACAAAUAUUCUUCAUUAAAUUUGAAAUUUCUGUGUUUUGUCUUUAAAAAAAUAGGGAAACUCAAAAUGGAUCACUCCUUAUAAGCGUGUUGAUGUACCACCUUGUCAUAUUAUAGAGUUAUUGUUUUGAAGCUGCAUCCAAACAAUUUAAAACGUUAUUAUAUCCUGAAUAGAGGACCUAACCAUUUAGGAUUGGGCGAACUAUGUAGAUUGUAAGGUAUUGCUUAGCUCUGUAGACAGACGUUUUAUACUUUCUCAGAUUAACUGCGGAUUUAAAGGGCUAUCUUGUUCAAUCAUUUAACAUAUUCAGUCGAUUUUGUCAUAUAUUAUGAAAUUCCAGGCUUCCUUAUACCGGGUUAAGUGAGACCGAAAGAAAAUAUAUUUAUUUUAUAUCUUUUUGUUAUUCAACAUGCAAGAAUCUUACUUUUACCAAAACUUGUCAUUGCUCUAUAAACAUUGAGCAUAACUGUAAACCAUAUAUUGUAUAUACAUAUGUAUGUGCGCGUAAAAGUAGAAAUCACAUCUUUGGCUUAAGAAAACAAUAGAAUGUACAAUAUGGCUUUUAGCUUUUACUUCUCCUUAUCUUCAUUUCGCACAAAAGGCAUUGUGCCAUUGUGGCAUUCGCAUUAAAUUCAAUUUAUUUGAAAAAUUCCUCUUAUUUGUUGUAUCGUAUAUUUUGAUUUUGCAAAGUUUCCCAGCGACGGCCUACACCGUCGUCUCAACAACUGCUUCGACCAAUGGAAGAAAACAACAGCCAGCCAGACUCAUAGACAAGGUGCAAAUUGAAGCAAAUAAGCAUCAAAAGCUCACAGGCAAGACAGAACGCAAGCAGCUAACGAAUCUUACGGCACUUGUGAGCUCGGCCACGGUAACGGCAACAGCACCUUUGCGCUUUAGGCGCUUUCGAGCAUUUUAGCAGCCGAUGCCACUUCAGUUCGUUUCGCACGGUGCCGGAGAACGCUGGAGCCUGCCUUCGUGCGAUCACACGGUGAUUUCAAGUUUGUUUUUCGUCAUCGAGACAAGACACCUGUUCGUUGAAAGAGCGAUUAGUGCGUAUAGCACACAAUUUGGCAGAAGUGAGGUGAAAGAGUGCAAAAGCAAAUGAAAUGUGCAAAAGUCUGCUAUGAAUAUUCAAUCAAAUGGAAACACACUGAUGACAGCACGCCCUUCAGCAUGACUUCCGAGAACCAGCCUGCCCGCACCACCGAAGCUGCCAGGACUGCAUUGCCAAGGAAAAACUGCUUUUUCACCCAACUAUCAUCGAAGUCCUUCAAUACGCGACUCUCCGGCUCCGCGGAGCGACAAACGCACAACCAGCAAUCCAAUUCACCCUUACAUGGACCCUACAGGCAGACGCGCAGUGUGCCGGAGGGUCGCUUUGCCAGCGGAAGCGGUGCACAGCAUUUAAAAACACUACUUUACGAGUUCCUGGCAAUAACGUCAACCGCCGCGACAGUUGCAGCCACAACGACAGCGACAACAGGUUCACAACUCACGCACUUCAAUGUUGCAACAGCGUCAACCGCAACACCGUCAAUUGCCACAAAGGCAACUUCAUUUGCGGUAGUGCCGACAACCUUCGCCACAACUCUGAGUGCAGUAUUUCCCAGCAUUACAUCCCCAAAUGCAUUUAUUCAAAUGAAUGCCAACACUGUCGGUGGGGAUCCCCCCUAUUCAGAUGACAGCGCCCAAUUCACUCCUUACGACUCUAGCACUGAGUCUGUUUUGAAUGCUAGCAGUGUUACCGUGAGCUAUGCCGCCACCACUGUCAGCGCUCACAUGGCUGCCUCCAUGGACGCCUACCUGGUGGCGUUACCCUGGCCGAAGGCGCUCGCAGUGGCAAUUUUCGUGCUGCUGAUCCUGGUGACGGUGGUCGGCAACACACUAGUCAUACUGUCCGUGCUGACCACACGCCGGCUGCGAACCGUCACCAAUUGCUUCGUGAUGAACCUGGCCAUCACUGAUUGGCUUGUGGGCACGUGUGUGAUGCCACCUGCUGUUAUGCUCUAUGUUGUUGGUAGCUGGCACUAUGGUUGGAUCUUGUGCGACAUUUGGAUUUCACUGGACGUUCUGCUCUGCACCGGCUCCAUACUGAGCUUGUGCGCCAUUAGCCUGGACAGAUAUCUCGCAGUGACUCAACCCCUAAAUUAUUCCAAAAAACGCCGUUCGAAGCGCUUGGCAUUGGGCAUGAUAUUCAUUGUGUGGGUGACGGCGCUAUUAAUCACAUGUCCACCGUACUUGGGGUGGUAUGAUCCGGGACGUCGGCACGAAGGUAAUGUCGUUUGCCGCUACAAUCAAAAUAAGGGAUAUGUGGUGUUUUCCGCAAUGGGCUCAUUUUUCAUUCCGCUCGCCGUUAUGAUGUACGUUUACAUGAAGAUUGGCUAUGUCCUCACGUCGCGGAGACAGCGCAUGGUGCGUGAUGCGAAGUCGGAGCGCACCGCGGACCAUGAUAUAGACUGUGACAACUUUAUUUCCGAGUCGGAGCAUUAUCAAUGUGCCACGCCGAAAUUUCCCUCCUUCAAGUCGCGUUGGGGUAGCGGCCAUGCAAACAGCAACAACUGCUCUGCCAAAAAUCUCAGUUUACAUUGCAGCAAAUGCAAUAAGGCCUACCUCGGCAAUGUCAACGGUGGUAGUGCCAGCAUUAAUGGUGGCGGUCUCAAGCAUCAGGCAUCGUUCUACGAGUUGGUUGAGGUGUCACGUUUAACAUCAAUAAUUCAGUGUUCGGCAAUCAAUUGUAAAUACGCCGGCGUCUGUAUGCAUUCCAGUGCGAUGGGUGUGCCGCUGGCCGAACGGCGCUCCUCCUCAUUGCCCAUGCAAGAAGUGCACUUCAUCGAGGAUGGCACGUCGUUUUCUAAUAAUUGUCUGGCAGCCAACUCCACGCUUACCACAAGCAUGACCACAACAAGAGGUUUGAAAUUCAAUCCGAUGUUGGGACAAAAUCAAGAUCAGGCGCAAAUAAACCAUCACCACAAUCACCACCAUCAUGCCCAUCGCAUACCGAUGCGUGUGUCCACAACGAAGCGGGAUUCGAAAACCGCCAAGACGCUGACCAUCGUUAUGGGCGGCUUCAUCGCCUGUUGGCUGCCGUUCUUUACCUACUACUUGUUGAUGCCAUUCUUGCCCCCGCCGGCGGUGUUUGAUGGUCUCAUGUCCUUUCUGACAUGGGUCGGCUGGGUGAACUGCGCGAUUAAUCCUUUCAUCUAUGCUUUCUACAAUCCCGAUUUUCGCACCGCCUUUUGGCGUUUAACUUGUAGACGCAUUUGUAAGCAGAAGCCGCCACUCAACCAUAUGGCCAUGUUUCGGGGCUAAAAUGGUGCACAGAGCAUUAAGCGGAAGGCACUACCCAAGACAGUGGCUCUCUGCUACAGGACAAUCAAAUUACAUUUUUUCCAGUGGAGAAAAAUGCGCGGGUGUAUAUAUUUGAAAUGUAAUAGUACUAGAGUGCCGUUGAAGUGCCAUCAAAAAGGAGCUAAGAAAUGUGAAACUAAAACAAGCAGAAAUAAAAAUGAAAAAGACAUAGCAGGAGGGUCUGAUGGUAGUGGUCAGUAGUGUAAGACUUCAGGGGGUUUGUAAAAUGUAUUUCAAGCUGAUUGAAACAAGUAAGAAACUGUGGAGCGUUUCCGUUUUUCAUUUCGGCCGUAAGCGUUGUCAGUUGUUGGUGGCAGGACGCCUGGAAAGGACAAAUCUGCUAAGCAGCCCGAAGAUUGAUGGUGUAAACGAGCAACAAGGGAGAAUACAAACUGUUGACAGGGAAAUUAAAGCGUUGCCAUUUAUUUAGAUCUGCCCAGCGGAGAUUCUUCAGUCGGCAGUGGAGGAGCGCUGGUUCGGCAGCAGAAAUGAAAAUAAAUUUGUGGCAGGUGCCUUUUCUCCUGAGCGCAUUCAAACGCUUGAAGAUUUACAAACGAGCGAACAAAAGAUAAACCUUUCAUUUAUUUAUUAAAUAUUCAAAACCAAACACAAACGGCCGCCGCGUAUAUUCUAAAGCAAAAACUUAGCUGUAAACAUACUUAUAAAUACAAUAUAUAAACGUAGAUAUUUACAUAUUUAGGUAAAGUCUUAGCCAAUUUGUGAAACCAUAUUGCCAUAUACAAAGUACUGUGUAAGCUUAGCUAACUUUAUCUCUAAAUCAUAAAAUAAACCUUAGCAAAGAAGCGAAAUAAAAAUACACUUCUUUUUUGAAACUGUAUAACUGUUUAAUUCACUUUAUUCUUUUAAGAAAAUAUUUGCAGAAUUUGUAUGAACUUAAUAUUAGUUGAAUAUUAUACAUACAUAUAUCAUAUUCAGAGAAAAUAAACAGCUAUUAAGUGGUAAAAUAAAUUGUUUACU